CAUUGCCAAUGUGGCACGCACCCAAAAGUUUAGUACUGCAGUUGGGCUUUAAUAUUGAACCAUAGCUGUCACUUCCGCGUACAAAGUGUCCUGUGUGAAUGUGUGACCAACGGCAAGUGCUAAGUGCCAAGAAGAAAUACAACAAAUAAAUGGAAAACCAAAACACAACUACAAGAGUCAAUCUUCUGUGUAAACUCAUAACAAAUAGCAAAGCAGGAGAUACCAACAACGCCAAUGGCGAAAAUUGACUGACUUUUUGAUGAUUGAAGCAUUGGUCGACGAAGCGACAAAAACUAAAUAAAAACAAAAAAUAAAUCGAAACAAUAAAUAAACGUUUAUGCAAACAACUUUUAGCCAGAAGCAACAACAAGAAGAAGAAGAAGCAUUAAAGUAUUGACAAAAUUGAAUUGCACAUAGUCCAAGCCAAAAGGAAAAUAAAGCGAGCGUGUGGACAAGCGAAUUGCUUCGCUAAUCUUAAAAUCUCCGCAAUGAAAUACGAGAGCUAAGUGAGCGUCACAAAAAAUCAGUUUACCAAAAGAGUUUUGAUGGUGGGAAAAUAAAGCAGUUGAUAGUUGCCGACGUUUUUGUGCAGAGUUUGUCAAUCGGCGAGACCACUUCAGAAAAAGUAUCUGUCGUCGUAUGUGAGCACCCGACGACCUUCAAUGACCCCACUGUGUCCACUGAGUACCUACUCGUGCUGAUGAUAUACAUGAGGAGCUUGCCUUUUUGCUCGAGUGACAAAUUGAAUAAACUCUUUGACACGCGUGUCGCACCCCAACACCCAUAGAAGCGGUGUUGUUUUGUUUGGCGAUUGUUGUUGCUGCCGCUGCUGCCUCAUUAAAUAAUAAAAACACAAAAAUAAAACUAUAACAACAACAACAAAGACGUUUGUAGUAAACAUGGAAGUGUUCGCUGAGGAGCCACAACAAAAGGCCGAUGAGGAUCUUUCGCAAUACAUGCUGGACGAUUUGCAAUUAGCAGCUGAAUUGGGCAAGACACUCUUGGAGCGUAAUAAAGAACUGGAAACGUUGUUGAAAGACCACAAGCACACCAUCGAGGAGCAAGAGCAAGAAAUUGUGUAUUUAAAAAAGCAUACCACAGCAUUGCGUGAAGUGAAUGAUUCCCGCCUGAAGGUCUAUGAGCAGUUGGAAGUUGGCAUUCAAGAUUUGGAGCGCGCCAAUCAUCGUUUGCUCGUUGAGAACACAGCCGAUAAGAAGCAUAUUAAGACGCUUGGUCACAACAUCGAGACACUCGAGGCUCGCACCGAAGAACUGACAAAACAAUUGGAAGAGACCCGCCAACUAUUGACCGCAGAGAGGCGAAAAAAUGAAAGGCUUGUUUCCGAGCUGGGCAAAGCAGGGGGAGAGGCGAAUGCCAUCAAGCUGAAACCCAUUGUUGCCACCAACAAUGCUGAUGCAGAUGCCAUAUCGGCCCAGCCGGGAUAUGACGCCAAUACUUCUGCUCCGGAGAACUGUAGUUUUACAUUCCAAUCACCUGCCGCCCGUAACUCCACAGGCAUAAGUGGCAUUGAGAAUGACAGUUCGCUGGAUCUGAGCAUGGUUGGUGGCCAAGAGGGCAACGAUGAAAUCAUUAAAUUGGUUAGUGAUUUUGAGGCAACCAAAAAGGCCUACAUGGCCGAACAGCAGCGUUGUGGUGAAUUGGAAGAACAGCUGGUGGCCAUAAUUCAAGAAAACCAAACUCUCCAGACUCGAAUUGCUCAAAACAGUGGCACGGAAGAAAUGAAGUCUAUGCAUGAUGAACUAUCUAUUCUGGAUGAAGUCAGGCAAGGACAGAUGUGUAGCCGUUGCCUGCGAUCCAUGGAUGAUCGCAUUAAUGACGAGCAAUCCUCUUUGGCUCCCACGGAGGAGUGCGAGGAGGACGAAGAGAACAGCCUGCUGGACUUGGAAGGUAGUCGAGCUGGCGACAAUGCCAGUGAACACUCGCAGGCAGCCUAUCGCUCCAACAUGUCGAUCAAGGUUAUGCCCCAACAUCCCGACUCUUUGGAUUUGAAUGUUCCUGGUAGUCCGAAUCCCUAUCGUGAUUUGGUGGAGAAGUACGAGGCGCUGCUCGAGGUUCAACGAUCAUCGAUCGCCCGCAAGAACACAAAUGGUGGCAUGUCCUUAGCCGAGGAGUUCCAGUCGUCGGGAGAGUUUGCACAGACACAGAAAUUGAUGUUGCAGGCUGCUCAUGCUGUGGUGGCGGAGAAUUGCAAUACCUCCACCAAUGGAGAUGCGGCCAGCAGUUGCAAUGGCAGCAUGAAUAAUGAUGGCAAGGCCAAUACCAAAGUUGAUAAGAGUCGUGGUCGUACACCUACCGAAUUUUCCGAGGCGGAGACCUCAUCUUCGGGCUAUUCGGAUGAGACUAGUACCAAGGCGACGCAAACGGAUGAGAGGCCUGGCUACUUUCUGUGCUCCAUCGGUGAUGGGGAGGAUUGCAAGUUCAGCAUUUACGAUGAUGCCAGCCCCAUUGAUUCUCGCUUCCGCAAUCGUCCCGAAUAUCGUGAACUUUUCAAGGAGAUAUUUGCCGUCUUGAAAAAGGCUGCCGAGAACAAAGAAGAAGGCGACAAACUCCCACUGCUGGACGACACUCACCCCGUGGCCAAUACCACGCAAAAAGUACCUCCAGUGACUCCUGCCAACGAAGAACUUCCCAUUGAUUUCGGUGAUGACUCGCAGAGCAUCAUAUCGUCAGCCGUCUCCGAGCAAUCGUUUGCCAUGUCCGAAUGCAUCACUAAAUUGGAACGCAAGACUGCCAAGAAGCACAUUAUCGAGAAGAAUCAAGAAAACAAGCCACCCAUGGCUGCGUCCAUAGGCCAGCUUUCGUCUCCGAAUGCCAAACAAAUAGUCGAGAACGGCCGGGUGUUAACACCCUUGAAGCGGGAACCUUUGGACUAUUUGGCGGUUGGAGUUGGCAUUAAGAAGAAGAAUCGUCGCAAGAACCGCAACUUCUCCAGUGAUCGUUCCGAAUCGCCCUUGGCCUUGCCCACGCCUCCACGCAUCUUUGUGGCUAGCGGCAAAAAACGCAAAGACGUUCGUCCCUACGUUGAAUCUCCCAUGGCAUCGACGUCCAACCAAUUCCAAACUACCCCGGCCAGCUCGAGGGCCUCACGCAGCGCUCCCAAAUACGAGUGGAAUGGCAACUCGAUGAUUAUUUACAACCGCAGUCUUAGUGGCCGAGUAAGUCGGGAGGUGGAUGUCAGCAACAUUCCUUACAGGCCAAGUACCGUCUCGCAAGAUCUGCACAAACUGAAAAAGCUUGACCUGUCCUAUGCGGAAGUUUUGCGGCGAGCCGAUGCCUGCAAGUCGCACAAUCAGCAACAGCAGCAGCAUUACCAACAGCAGCCACAACGACGUAGAAAUCACCGCCACUAGAGCUGCCGCGUAGAUGAAAUCUAGAAACCAAACCCUCUUAUCUCUCCACGCCCCACCCCAACCCAACCCAGUGUUAUCUGCUGAAGCUGAUAAGUAUUAAGUAGGUGUCUACCAACUACUUGCUCACUCCCUACCCCUACCCGAACCCGCUACUGCAGCAUACCUACCCCAUGUGAUCGAUUGAACUGUAGACCUGCGUACGGGAUCUUGAGCUACUCAAUUCUGUUCUGCUGGCACAGCGCUCAGCGUCUAUUCAUCAUCUGCCAUUUACUUACUAGGCUUACAAGGAUCAACUCAUUUGAUUUAAAUUUAGUUUUUAAUCUGUUACACCUAAACGAGUCCAUUGAAAUCUGUCCCUUAUGUUUUGUUUUGUGGAGGAAGAACCCUCAUUUCCCUUUCUCACAAGCUGUCUUCUCGCUCCCCUCCUUUUUCUCCUUCGCCUCCUCCUUCUCCUCCUCCACCCCUCUUAAGUAUAAAUUAGAUUAUUUUUGCUUUUAAGUGAAUGCGCAUAUUUUACAUUUAAAUAUUGUUUUUACUUUUAAACCAAUACUACUACAUCGACAAUUAAGCAGGCGGCACGUGAAGAGGCAUUGAGUUAUUGUGGGCUCAGCGCACAAUCCGCAUUGAUACCGACAUACCUACAUACUACUUACUGCACUUCUAUUAAAUUUUAAUUAUAUAUUUUACUUGUAUUUUGUAUAUAACAUGAGUUUGAAAUUAAUUUUAUUGGAUCAACGAAGAAAAGAAACCAAACCCGACCCUUGUCCCCCCCCUCCCCUGCCCCACACCAACAAAAAGAGUCCAUCCAAGCCCGAGAAGAAAUCCCCAUGAUUCAAGUUUAGCCCUAGAAGAACAUAGUCGACAAAUAAAUUAUAAUAUACACAUAUACACAUAUACACACAUACAUACAUAAAACUAUACCCCAACAAAUUGUUUUUGCAAACUUAUCUACGAAUGGACACACUGGCGGAGGACUACCACCCACACCCAGAUGGCUCCCAAAAGUAGUCGGCUGCAGCUCGCAACCAAGGCAGUAGUCCAAGAGAUUCUGUGAUUCUCUUUUGCCAGUGAAUUUUUACUCAAAUUUACGCAUAAUUAAAAAAUAAUAAGAAUGUAUUUCAAAUAAAAGAACAACAUAAACAAAACAAAAGACAAAUGAAUUAGUUAAAAUAA
Stomoxys calcitrans (stable fly) is the source of this 4544-nucleotide messenger RNA. RefSeq names its product cerebellar degeneration-related protein 2-like (gene centrocortin). The transcript is spliced from 8 exons. The record is from RefSeq and is a predicted model, not a curated record. Lineage: Eukaryota; Metazoa; Arthropoda; Insecta; Diptera; Muscidae. The coding region runs from base 900 to 3371 and encodes 823 amino acids.